This is a messenger RNA of Frieseomelitta varia, 1856 nucleotides long. RefSeq names its product histone-lysine N-methyltransferase SMYD3 (gene Smyd3). Bases 398 to 1720 code for a protein of 440 amino acids. NCBI's taxonomy places the organism in Eukaryota, Metazoa, Arthropoda, Insecta, Hymenoptera, Apidae. Gene Ontology annotation, cellular component: nucleus. The transcript is spliced from 6 exons. The record is from RefSeq and is a predicted model, not a curated record. Gene Ontology annotation, molecular function: protein binding.
GUCUCCAGUCAUAUUUCAUGUCUGAUUUCACAGAUUAUAUAUGUAUAUAAUAGCUAAUUUACACGUGGUGGCAGACUCGAUUAAAUGAGAAUGGGGCUUGUGUAGUUCCUCGGGGAAAAAAAGAAGAGGAGGAAACGGUUUAUCGAAAGACAAAUUCUUGUAGCACACGGAAGAGACAAGUUUGACAUAGGCAAUUCUAUAUUUAUGUACAUUAACCUUAAAUCGGAGAAAUAAAAUUUUAUUUCUUGUACGAUCACUAUUUCAGAUCAUGGAAUUUGAAAUUCUAUAACAGACGAGAGAUCUGGUUCUAUAAUAUGAUAGAUCUAACCUGUAUUUCAUCUAUGAUUAUAUUUAACUUUAAAUUAAACAGUCUUAAUGAAAAAAAUUUUUUUUGAAAAUGAACAAAAGUGAAAAUUUUAUAAAGAAAGGUACCACUAUUUUAACCGCCAAACCAUUUGCUUAUACACUCUAUUCAAAAUAUAGAAAUCAACGAUGUGAUUAUUGUUUUAAAAGUGGGAAUCUAUUUAAAUGUUCUGUCUGUCAGUAUGUUUAUUAUUGUAAUCGAUCUUGUCAACGAUUAUCUUGGCCCAUACAUAGCAAAGAAUGUGCAAGUUUAAAGAAAUGUUCACCAAGAGUGGUACCAAAUGUUGCAAGACUUAUGGCACGUAUAAUUAUAAAACUAAAUCAAGGUGGAGAUGAAGAGAUAGGAUAUUAUAAUGAAACAAAUUAUAGAAAAUUUAAGGACUUAAUGUCUCAUUGUUCUGAGAUAAAAAGAGAUAAGAAAAAAAUGGAACAUUUUAUAUGCUUAUGUGGUAUUUUAUAUGAAUUCCUUGGAGAUAUGCCUGUACCAAAUACCACAGAAUUAAUGGGUAUUUAUGGCAGAAUUUGUAUUAACUCUUUUAAUAUAUCUAAUUUAGAUACAAAUAUUGGUGUUGGUAUUUAUUUGGCACCUUCUAUUUUGGAUCAUAGUUGCAAACCUAAUGCUGUAGCAAUCUUUGAGGGAAUUACCAUAAUAGUUAAAACAAUAGAAGAUCUGCCUUCUUUAGAUUUAUCUCAGAUAAAAAUAACAUACAUUGACGUAAUUAAGACAACAAAAGAUAGACGUACAGAACUGCAAAGUUCAUAUUAUUUUUGGUGUAACUGUGAAAAAUGUGAAGGUCCAGAACCAAUGGCAGAAGCAGCAGCAUGUCCAAAUAAAUUUUGUACAUAUCCUUGUCCUUCUGAUGCUGAUAUGUGUGAAAAUUGUAAUACAAAAUUUUCAAAAAAUUUUAAAAAGAUUUUUGAUGAAAUAUCUGAAUUUACUGCAUAUCACUUAGAAAACAUGAAGAAUAUUGCCUAUCUGGAUGUAAGCAAAAUGUGUCUCUCAAAACAGGAAGGCAUUUUACAUCCUCUCAAUGUACAGCAUGUACAAACUUUACAGACUGCUUUUGACUCUUCUAUAAACUUACAACAUUGGGAGGAAGCUGAAUCUUAUGCUAAAAAACUUAUUAAUGGCUACUUAACGUAUUAUGGAGAAAUUCAUCCAACAACUGGAUUACUUUACCUAGCAAUAGGAAAAAUUCAGGUAUAUUCAGGAAAAAAACUAAAACAAGCUAUUGAAGCAUUAAAAAAAGCUAGUUCAAUAUUAACAAUAACACAUGGAGAACAACAUAGUGUAAUAAUAGAAGAUUUGAAACCACUUCUUUAUCAAGCUACUGUAGUAGACUUCAAUGAAUCAUAAUAUUUCUUAGAUUGAUCAUUUAUUGUAUAUAAUAUACUGUAAUACUUAUAUGUAAUACUUAUAUAAUUGUAUAUGAUAUACUAAUAGUGUACAUAUUAUUUAUAAUAAAUGAUUUUAAUAUUUAAAAAGAUUAAUU